CUCCCGGAGCGCCUCGCGCUCGGCCGCGGCGCGGUCCCGGUCCCGCUCGGCGCGCUCGCGCGCGGCCCGCUCCGCGUCGAGCUCGCCCGACGACGCCCGCAGCGCCGCCAGCUCGUGCUCGGCUUGCUCGCGCGCGGCCCGCUCCGACUCAAGAUCGCCCGACGACGCCCGCAGCGCCGCCAGCUCGUUCUCCGCGCGCUCCCGCGCGGCCUGUUCCGUCGCGAGCUCGCCCUCGAGGAGUUCGAGCGCGGCCUCGGCGUCCGAGUCCGGCGUCGGCGGGGGCGGCGCGCCUUGCCUCAGCUGGGCGUUCUCCUGGCAGAGGCGCGCGACGUCGUCCUCGCGCGCCGCGAGCAGCGCGGUGAGCUCCGCGGCGUCCGUGCCGCCCGCGACCAGCGCGAGCCGGCGCUUCAGCUGGUCGAUCUCGAGCUUGUACGGGAGGCUGGGCGGCGGCGUGCGUUGCAGCGAGGUUCUCGUUGCCGGUGUUUCCGCCAUGGUCGCGACUAGGGACGUGUGUGGCACGUCUAGUGCCGUUCGCGUCUCGUCGGCAGCGUGCGCGGCGCCCCGGGCGCUUUUGUCGUUUUUGUCGCGCACAAGGCGUGCUGCCGUAAAUACGCGGGCACACUAAGGCAAGGACGUUGCCAGUGUGCUUUGGAGUGCUUGCCUUGGCUCGAUCGCGUCUGCGCGAGGAGACCGGGGCACGGUUGGGCUUUUUGAUUGACGCUAGUGCCUCUAUACGCUGGCGAGGUUUCUCAAGAACCGAUCAUCUGCCUUGUAGUGCGUAAGGGAUCGGCUAGGAACGCUCGCAGGUGCCUCCGAG
Pelagomonas calceolata is the source of this 817-nucleotide messenger RNA. NCBI's taxonomy places the organism in Eukaryota, Pelagophyceae, Pelagomonadales, Pelagomonadaceae. The record is from the annotation of a GenBank genome assembly.